Rotaria sordida is the source of this 3387-nucleotide messenger RNA. NCBI's taxonomy places the organism in Eukaryota, Metazoa, Rotifera, Eurotatoria, Philodinida, Philodinidae. The record is from the annotation of a GenBank genome assembly.
AUGCAAAUUUCUCUUGUUAAAUAUUCAAAUGGAUAUUUUCAUUUAUAUGAAACAUUGAGUAUGACAGAAAAUCAUAUAACUCAUUAUUAUGAUUGUUUCUAUGCUUCAAUGUUCUCAGAAACAUCCAACAUAGAACUUUUAUUAAGACCAUACUGUAUUCGUCCGGAUGAUAAUGAUUUGGAAAGAAUUAGAUCGAUCAAUGAAUCACAAAUAUUCGGUAAACGCUUUACUUUUUUUCAACUUCGUCAAUUGAAUGUUACUGAUGAAAAUCUAUAUGAAUGGUCUGCUCCAAUUCAUACAAUAGAACAUUAUCAGUUAUAUAUGACUGAUUCAUCUGUUCAAGAUGGAAUUUUUUACAACUGUUCAUCACCAUUUUGGUUUGGAUCAUUUUGCCAAUAUACAUUGAAUUCAUUGGAUUCAUUUAGUGAAAUUGUCAUCAAAAGAUUUCAAUCUAGGAAUAGUGAUGCACUUUUGCACCAAAAUCUAGUCCUUUUAAAUAUAACACGUGGUACAUGUUACAUUCAUUUAAAAUGUAAUCGUGGUCCACCACCAAUGUGCCUUGAUUGGAGAGAAAUAUGAUCAACAGAUGAACGAGAUUAUUGUCGUUUAAAUUAUCCAAAUGAAGCAAAUAGACGAUAUCGUUGUUGGAACGAUACAACAUGUAUUAAUAUCCAUCAGUUGUGUGAUUGUAUACGUGAUUGUCAGCUUGGAGAUGAUGAAGCCAUCUGUUCUUGGUUACGUGGAGGAUUGGAUGUAUGUUUUCCUGAUAAGUUUAUUUGCAGUAACAAUAAAGUUGUUUUAAGAAAACACUUGUGUGACAGUAAACUAUCUUGUAGUAAAAAAGAAGAAGCAUUAAUUUGUGACUUGACUGAAUGGAAUAAACCAGAACGAAAAUAUUUUUCUAUUGGUAACUAUUUUAAUCAAUAUCCUGAUAUAUUAUUGCAAAACAAUGAACAAUUAUCAACUACAAUGAAAACAAUGCUAAACAAACAAAAAAAUGAAAAAAAUAAUGAUUUAUUGUUACAAUGGUAUUGCAAUGAAGGUGUAUUAGUUUAUUCAAUUGAUCAGAAAUUUUAUUGUUUUUGUUCACCAGUGCAUUAUGGCGAUCGUUGUCAAUAUCAAAAUGAAUUUAUCGGUUUAGUUUUGAAUGUUCGGCGAAAAUCAGCACGUGAUUAUUUAUUUCUAUUUCGCAUAAUCAUUAUUUUGCUUGACGAUAAAAAGAAUUUAUUAUUUCAAGAACAAAUUUUAUAUAGAUCUUCAUGUGAAAAACGACAUCAAAUGUAUUUACUUUAUCCUAAUCGACCAAAAUUAAAAGAUAAAAAUUAUUCUAUUCGUUUCGAUGUUUAUGCUAUCCAUCGUUUACAAAACACAAUUCAAUUUCGAACAAGUUUUUAUCAUAAAAUUCCAUUUACAUUUUUGCCUAUUCAUCGAUUUGUUAUUAAUUUAGCUAUACCAGAAAAACAGGCACAAACAAACUUAUGUAAUAAUAUUCAGUGUCAAAAUGGAAAAUGUUAUCGAUAUGAAAAUUACAACCAGUAUUAUUGCCGAUGUGAUUAUGGUUGGUUUGGUGAAUUUUGUCAUCUUCGUCAUAAAUGUAAUUGUUCUUCUCAAUCAAUGUGUACUGAAACAGGUUGUAUAUGUCCUUUAGGAAAAUCUGGUUUAUUAUGUUAUGUUCCUGAAGAAUUAUCUUGUAAAGACAUUGUUUGUCAACAUGGUGGAACUUGUAUAGCUCAGGAUCAACGAAUUCUGGAAAAAGAUUCUCAAUGUAUUUGUACGGACGAAUGUGAAGGUGAAUUUUGCGAAAAACGUCAAAUGCGUAUUAUAAUUCAUUUCAAUAAUAUUCAAAUACCAUCAUCAAUACUGAUUCAUUAUCUUAUCUCAAGAAGAUCUCGAAAUCCAGAUCAUUUAACACAAUUUAAGCGAAUUUCUGUAUAUGAAAAUACUGUUACCUUAUAUCCUUCGAUGCAAUAUAAUAUGGCUUUUGUUCAGUUUGAUAAUAAUUAUUAUUUAGUCGUUCUACAUUCACUUCCUGUACAUCACGAUGUGAGCACAACUGUUAUUCCUUCAAAUAAAUGUCCUUAUUUUGAAGAAUUAUUUGAUCGUAGUACAUUUUUAUUUCAUCCAUUAAAACGCAUCAAAUAUUAUCCUCUAAUAUGUCAAAACAAUAUUAAGCUUGUAUGUUUUUAUGAUCAAACACAAAUAUGUUUAUGUUCAAAAAAUUAUUUAACCGAUUGUUUUGAUUUCAAUCAUAACGGAACAAGUUCAUGUAAUGAAAAUAAUUAUUGUGAAAAUAAUGGAAAAUGUUAUGUUAAUGAUUUAACAUGUCCGACAAAAUCUAUUUGUAUAUGUGAACAAUGUUACUAUGGUACAUUGUGUCAAUUUACUACUUCAGGUACUGUUCUAUCAUUAGAUUCUAUUAUUGGUUAUCGUAUAGAACCACAUUUACCAUUUGCUAAACAAUCUUUUAUCAUUAAAUUAAGUACAGGAAUUACAAUAUCAAUGUUUGCAGUAGGUAUUAUUGGUAAUCUUUUGUCGAUAAUGUUAUUCUCACGAAAGAAGGUACUCGAAGUUGGCUGUGGUAUCUAUUUGUUAUCAUCUUCAAUUCUGUCAUUUUUAGCAAUGAAUGUAUUUGCAUAUAAGUUUUGGAGUUUACUUGUAACGCAAAUGGCAUUAGUAACAAAUGAAACCUUUUUACAUGUCAAUUGUAAAAUGAUUGAUUUCGUAUCGAGAUUUUUACCCACAACAAUCGAUUGGUUGAACGCAUGUGUUGCUAUUGAACGAGUUCUUAAUAUGACAAUCGGUGCUCAGUUCAGUAAAGUAAAAAGCAAAUUUUGGGCAAAAUUUGUAAUCAUUAUGGUUAUUUUAAUCAACAUUAUUAGUGUUAUACAUGAUCCGUUAAACCGACGGUUGCUUAAAGAUAUUGAAGAACAGCGUAUUUGGUGUAUUGUUAGUUACACACAUUCAUCAUUGUUGAAUGUCUACAAUACGACUUUAAAUGUAAUUCAUUUUAUUGUACCAUUUGGAAUUAAUUUCACAUCAGCUUUUGCUAUUAUUGUAAUUGCAGCACGUAAACGAUCUGUUGUUCAUAAAAAUCAAACAUAUCGUGAACAUUUAAGAGAACAAUUUCAACAGCAUAAACAUUUAGUCAUUAGUUCAUCUAUUCUUGUUAUAUUAGCUUUACCAAGACUUAUUAUUUCAUUUUUUUCAGGUUGUAUGAAAUCAGUUCGUGAUCCAUCACUAUUCUUAGCUGCUUAUUUUAUUUCCUUUAUUCCACCGAUUUUAAUAUUCAUUAUAUUCGUAAUACCGUCUCAAACCUAUACAGCUGAAUUUAACUUAUCAUUGAAAUAUUAUCUUGCGACACCUCGACGUUAUUUUCAUGUUACAUAG